AUGAAGGCCCUGGGUUUGAUUGUGUUGGGAUGUGUGGUGAUUGCGGUCUAUGGAAGCUCCAAGUCGUUGAGCAACUUUGGCCAAACUCGCAUGUCCAAUGGGAAGACGGAGCAUCAAAAAUGUCAGGGGGAUGUAAGUUGAGGUGAUAUUAAUUACAAAGUAAAGCUUAUGGUGUUUUAAUAACUCGUAAAUAAUUCUGAAUUUCGAGUGAUCGUCGCAACCCUAAAACACUUCUUAAAGGGCACCACUAUCACUGAAUGUGACGGCACCACCCAUCCGGGACUGAAAGCCAGCGCCGAAUCUUGUCGAACUUGGUGUGGCGGAGAGACCGACUUUGAUUUCGCUGAUUCCGACAAGGCCAAGAACUCGAGAGGCCGAGCCCAGUCCAGUUUCUCAUCUUCAAGAACCAAGGAUGGAGUGAGUCAGCAUCAGAAGUGUGCUGGAGAUGGAAGUACCAUCACAGAAUGUGACGGAACCCAGCAUCCAGGCGGUCGAGCCACCUCGGCCAAUUGCCAUGUCUGGUGCGAUGGUAGUGCGGAUUUGUGAUUUAGUAUUAUCAGAGUAAAAAACAGAGGUAUUUCAGUUUGAAAUGUCAUGAAAAUAAAAUACAUUACGUAAAGCUGUAUGAUAAUGACACAACUUUGUGGAAUGGUCCCCCGCCGACCCGAUUAUAUCAUAAGUAAUGCAUUCGGCAAAUGGGUUUUCAUUAUGACUGUAAACAAAAUCUCCUUUCAUUAGUUUUGGAACCGGCUUUUACCGGUUCUUAAUUUUCGUUCCCACUGAAGCGUCGCUCUUCCAAUGCCUGAGGGAAAAUGAAAAGUUAUGCAAUGAUAGAUCAAUAUCUCCAGGAGGCUUUUAGGGGAUCUUCAAGGUGUUGACGAUGAUGAUUGAGAUCUCACAAAGAACAGGUGUUUGUUGGGUAAAUCUUUGUGAUGUCAUUAAAAAAAAUUUAAAUUGGAAUAAACAAGGUAUUUCUGGUGGAAAGUACGUAGAUUUGGAUGCAUAAAUUUUAACAAAGUUUGGAGCAAAUAGAGGCUAGAGUUUUCUAAAACGUAUCCGAGAUUGUUGGCAUAGGCUUCAUCAAAGCCUUACAAAUUUUUUAGGCUAAUGACUCACGAAAUUCCUCCUAGAGUAAUGACGAACUAAUCCCGUACAAAAAGAUCCCUUUUCAUGAUCAUUUAUCGUUAUUCUUCAUAGCGCCUUUUGCAUAAGGAUUGCCGGUUAUACACAGCAUGUCCUAGAGUAUCUUGAAGCCUCCAAAAAUUGAUGUUUGUAUCAUGACAAACACCGGUACAAAAUUUGAGACCAUUGACUAUUAAGUUGCGCCUGGCAGUGCUCUUACAAUUGAUUCCAGCCCUCAGCAACUUCACUAAUUUGCUGACAAUUGUGAAGCGUUCUGGAUGACUCAACUCUCUCUCUCUCCAUUCCACAGAAUUGGAUGCCAUUUUCUCCAUCACCUUUCGAGUUUCUCUCAUUCCCAUUUCUUGCAUAAAUCACAAAACUCCAUAAAAGUACACACUAAUUUUAUUACCCUCUCCCUCCCUUCCGCAUCCGGCUCUGCUCAUUGUAAAAGAAGCCCUGCUAAUAACCCGUCUCCCCUUACAAUUAUCUUGCCGUUCCCACACCUCAUCCGGAUCUGGCGAGGAUCCAGUUUGAUUAUGAUCUUCACCUUACUCAUUUUCAUAAGAAGACGGGUUUUGCGCUUCAUUCCGAGAGACAAACAAAGAGGGAACACUCUCUCCCGCCUCCUUUCCCUCCGCGGUGCCGAAGGGUUAUAUAAACCAGCGCCGGCUAAUUCGAAUCAAGCGCCAGUAUUCCAGUUGUUUUACAGCCAUCGGAACCAAGGGCUUGGGGUUUGAAUAUUCGCUGAGUAAUCAGUGCUUUAGGUGGCGGAAAACUCGGUUGUUUUAUUGAGAUAAAACUUGGACCUAGUUUAGAAUGAGCCCUUCGAAGAUCUGGCAUGGAUUUUUAGCCUACGCUUUGAAGAGAUUAACAAAAUUUAAGGUCGAAGGCUGAUUGGGGAUAAAAUUGUGGGGACAUUUUGUAACCACUUCGCUUUCACUGUGCUGUGAAAUUUUAGAUCCAAGGCUUUCCUAGAUUUUCUUCAUAUUUUAUGUGUUAGCUUUGUCCAGGCCAAAUUACCAUCACUAAAUAUUUCAUUCCUAAAUUUUUAGUAUAGCCAAGAUAUUCGACGGCAGAAUCACGUCAGAAUUUCCAAGUUAUUCCUCAAGCUUUUUUGAGUAAAAAUCUUAUGCCUCAAGCAUCAGCAGAUGGCUUCUUUUAUGAUGAUAUAACCGCAGAUCCGAUUACAAAUCCAAAUCGGUUAACGGCAAUCGAUUACAGUCCUUUGUAAUGGUUACAACGCUAUUACCUAAAGCCCUGUUAUUACAUGCUGAUGUUCGGCUUGAAGAGGAUCUUUUCCUCUUUUCUUUUCACUCACCCGAUCCACUUGUAAUACCUAAUUUGGAGAGAAACGAAAUUAAGUGACUGUCGUCGCACUUUCGAGGGUCUUUGCAUAACACAAAAGAGGUUUUUCGUUGGGUGAUGAGUGUCAGAUUCAGCCCCUGGUCUCGAAGUUUUUACCUCCAGCCUUCGACCUUUAUAUAUCCGGGAAUUACCGCGACAUCUCCUCUUGUUAUUUACUGAAUUUUCUCUGAUUUAGUCAUGGAUUGGGGACUCAAGGCUACAGUCACUUCUGCUGCCUCUUUGGCCGGCAUCGCCCUCCUCUCAUUGGCCAUUGGAAUGCCAAUGUUGAUGAACGACAUUGCUAUGCUCGAGAUGGAGGCUUCCCUGGAGCAUCAAGUUUACAUGGAUAUGUCCAACCAGAUGUGGAGUGAGCUUAUGGAGCAGGACAAGGUGAUUCGUCAUGCUCGUGCCGCUGCUCCAGUCGUUCAAAGAGACAGACGUCAAUGUAAGUUGAUUUGUCAUUUUUAAGAAGUGUAGUGUCCUCUUGUAUUCAACUAAUAAUCUUUUCAAUAGGCACUAACCUAAUAUAUUUUCCAUUCCAGAUGAUGCUGCCGCCUCCAGCGGAUCCAGCGCCCAGCAAAAGCCCAACAACUGCCCAGCCGGACCUAAGGGUCCCCCUGGACCGAAGGGAGAAGAUGGUAUGCCCGGCACGGACGGUCUCGCCGGUCAACCCGGAUUGGGCGUCGGCCUCGACGACAACCCAUACGGAGCCCCACAGUCCAGCUCCUGCCAACCUUGCCCAGCCGGACCACCCGGUCUUCCCGGAUACAAAGGAAAGCGAGGACCACGAGGAGAUAAGGGACCCAAGGGAGACCAAGGAAACGCUGGACGCGACGGCCCAGAAGGAGAAGAGGGACCAGAAGGAGAAUUGGGAUACCAGGGAGACCAAGGCGCUCCUGGAGAAAAGGGUCUUCCAGGAGAAGAUGGAAUCGGAUACGCCAAGGGACCUCCAGGCCCCAAGGGAGAGGCUGGUACGCCCGGAUUGGAAGGAGACGAAGGUCUGCCCGGAGAAAGAGGAGAUGAUGCUUCGCCAGGCGCUCAAGGAGCCCCAGGUCCACAAGGACCUCCCGGAGAGCCAGGAAAGGAUGGGAUUCCCGGCCUUCCAGGAGCUGGAGGAACUCCCGGAGCUGACGCUGAAUACUGCCCAUGCCCAGAACGCGGCUCCGGAGGAAGUGGACCAGACGCUGCCGCUCAUCAAGCCCCAAGUGGAGGCGCCGCUGCCGGAUAUGAGAAGGCCGCUCCAGUGGCUCCAGCUCCAACUGCUCCAUCCGCUGCUGUCGAGGAGACCGCUCCUCCAGCUUCGGCCUAUCCCGAGACCGCUCCUGCCGCUUCUGCUGCCCCAGCUGAGGCAGCCAGCACCAACUCUGAAUAUCAGCGAGCUGUCGCUUCAAGACGUUUCGCCGCCUACUCCAAGUUGGCUCACGCCGCUUCUCUUCGUCGUCGUCACCUCUAA
Molecule: messenger RNA, 3919 nt
Organism: Bursaphelenchus xylophilus (pine wood nematode)
Lineage: Eukaryota; Metazoa; Nematoda; Chromadorea; Rhabditida; Aphelenchoididae
Source: the annotation of a GenBank genome assembly